AUGUCUGCGCUGAAAAACUUCAAGUAUCAGGAGGAUGAAGAUGGUCCAAUACCGAGUCUGGUCACUGGGAAAGAGGAAAACAUCAAUGAGGUUUUGGGUGAACUCAGCUUCGAUGGUGGGAGAUGUAUCGUGAGCGAGAAGAAGAUCGAUAUGGCGAACAAGCAGUUUGAAGAAAAGGUUGAAACGUUUAAAAAAGUUCCAGUGACGAUCAUAACGGGUUAUUUGGGGUCUGGUAAAUCGACAGCGUUGGAAAAACUGGCCUUGAAGGGCUCUGAUCGACGUAUGGCCAUCAUAUUGAAUGAAUUUGGAGAUUCGAAUGAUAUUGAAAAAUCGAUGACUAUUAGAAACGGCGAAAAUAGAUACGAGGAAUGGCUUGAUUUGGGUAAUGGAUGCCUGUGCUGCAGUUUGAAGGACGUCGGGAUCAAAGCUAUCGAGAAUAUGAUUGCACAUAGCCCAGGUAAAAUCGAUUAUAUCUUACUCGAAACGUCAGGACUAGCUGAUCCAGGCCCCAUAGCGAAGAUGUUUUGGCUGGAUGAGGGUCUCAACAGUAACAUUUACAUAGAUGGAGUUGUUACCGUUUUAGACGCUGUGAAUAUCUCACAAUGUCUGGAUGAUAUUUCUCCAGAGGCGCAUUGGCAUGGCGAGAAUGUGUUCAUCGAAGAAAAAGUAACUGCGGCGCAUCUCCAACUGGUGAUGGCUGAUGUCAUUUUACUGAAUAAAGUGGACCUUGCCGAAGAACAGGGUUUGGAUCUGGAAAAAGUGGAAAGCAGAAUACGGCUUGUAAAUAGCAUAGCCCCGAUAUAUCGGACAGCCUACGGUGAGCUUCCUAUCGAAAAAGUUCUGGAUUUACAUGCAUUCGAAUCUUUCAAGCUAGAACAACAACCGUCAGGUAAUUUCCACGACCCGAGAAUGCGAACUGUGUCGAUGAGUUUCCCAGCUCUACGAGAUCAAGCGCAUUUUGAAAGAUUUCUUGAAAACUUCCUGCGUCCUGUUCAUUGGAAGAAUUAUGGACAAGAUCUAGAAGGAGAUUGGGAAAUUCAUAGAUCCAAAGGGCUUCUUCUUGUUGGUGAUGAGUGUAAAGUUCUGCAAGGGGUACGAGACACUUUUGAUAUUGUGCCUGGAAGACGACAACCUGGAUCAGAUUGCUGUAAACUGGUUUUCAUUGGCAAAGAUAUUGACGAAGAUAUUUUCGUUGAUAUCUUAAAACAAUUUACAUAG
Messenger RNA from Lachancea mirantina, 1218 nucleotides. The record is from the annotation of a GenBank genome assembly. Lineage: Eukaryota; Fungi; Ascomycota; Saccharomycetes; Saccharomycetales; Saccharomycetaceae.